This is a messenger RNA of Parnassius apollo (apollo), 627 nucleotides long. The record is from the annotation of a GenBank genome assembly. Lineage: Eukaryota; Metazoa; Arthropoda; Insecta; Lepidoptera; Papilionidae.
AUGGAGCCGAAAGGAAAUAUUGCUCCUGAGCAUCAAAAUAAUCGUGCACGAGGCGUAAAUUGUACCCAAGAGGAAAAGGAUCUGUUUUUGGAAAUAAUGAGGGAGUCAGCGCCUAUUAUAGAGAGUAAAUUUACCGAUACUAAUACAAAUAAAAUGGAAAGAAUCUGGAGUGGAUUAGAGUACAAAAGAGAAAAUCUUUAUGACGGCGAUGCGGUCCCACAACUACAAGGUGAAUUUAUAGUUAUUGGAGGAACUGAAGAGCAAAAUAACACAUUAUAUGAUAUAGAUGAGGCAUCAGAGGAACCAGCUGUACAGCAAAUGAUUACAGUGGCAAAUGUGCAUAGCGAAGAGCAGAAAAACACAAAUGGUAUUUCCUCCAAAGAAAAAAAGAAACAAAAUAGAGAAAAGAAAACAAAUAAGUUAGCUGGCAAGGAAGCUUUAUUAAGAAGCAAUAUAGAAUUUAAGGAACGGGCUUCAGCAAUGUUGGAAGAAGAACAUAAAUUAAAAAUAAAAUUUCAAGAACAAGAAAUAGCUCAUCAGCAGUUGCGGCAUAAACUGGAAAUUGACAUAUUAUUAUUAGAAAAAGACAAAAAGAAAUUGGAAUUAGAAUUGUUAAAAAAAAACUAG